Messenger RNA from Lycium barbarum (goji berry), 1242 nucleotides. RefSeq names its product chaperonin CPN60-like 1, mitochondrial. The transcript has 2 exons. The record is from RefSeq and is a predicted model, not a curated record. Bases 596 to 1033 code for a protein of 145 amino acids. NCBI's taxonomy places the organism in Eukaryota, Viridiplantae, Streptophyta, Magnoliopsida, Solanales, Solanaceae.
UAACGUGAAUCUAGGGUUUCUAUUGUGUUCUUCUUUCUUCUACUGCAACUUUUAUCUAAAGGAAAGUUAUGUUUUGAUUUUUCUAUGUUUUAUGGGCAGUUUCUUUCUUCUUUAUCUCUUUCUUUGUGUUUUCUGACAUUAAAUCUAAAACGAAAUUAAGAUAUCUGUGUUUUCUUGCUUAUUAUCUAAAGGACAGAGUGUCUUUAAGUGUUUUUUUGGGGCUAAAAUCGAAGUUGGGUGUGUUGAAAACUGUUGGGUUUAUAAUUUAUUUGAAGGUUAAGUGUUGGGAAUCUCUAUUUCGGCCAAAAUCUGAUGAAAAUGGAAAUUCGACCUUUGUUUGUGCUAAAUCUUGUAGGAUAAUAUUAUUUGGUGGUUAAAGUUUGUUUUAAUUCGUUGCAUGUCGAGAAAAAGCUUGAAGAACUCAACAUUCUUUAUAUUCUGUGAUUUGAAAUCAGUGUUAGUGAAUUGGGUUUCUUACUCGAUUUUUUUGUUUCAGUUUGACAUUUUUUUUUAACUAAAAGGUGAAUGAUAUUUUCUGUUUCAAUAAGUUAUUUCAGCUUGUUCUUCUCUCUUAGCAGCAUUUCUCAUUAGCAAAAUGUAUCGUUUUGUAGCAAAUCUUGCUUCCAAAGCCAGAGUGGCAAGAACCAACACCCAACAAGUGAGUACUAUUUUGCAAGAUACUUUUUUUUUUGGUAUAGAUCAAGAAGAGCUGUAUUUUGGAUUGUCUGUUUAUAAAUGGUUUUUGUUGCAGAUUGGUGGAAGGUUAAAUUGGAGUAGAAGUUAUGCUGCAAAGGAUAUUAGAUUUGGUGUUGAAGCUCGAGCUGCAAUGCUUCAAGGUAUUGAAGAACUUGCCGAUGCUGUUAAACUCACUAUGGGUCCAAAGGUGAAUUUUUUAUCAACCCCAUUAGUGAAUACACUCUGUUUGUUACAUAGAUUGUUCAUAUAUUUAUAUGUAAACAAUUCAACCCCAUUAGUGAAUACACACUGUUUGUUACAUAGAUUGUUCAUAUAUUUAUAUGUAAACAAUGUUUAGUAUAAAAUAUUGUGACUUAUAGUACUUGUUAUGUUAUGUAGUUUCCAGAUAUGUAAAGUUCAAUUGUUUUGACCCUUGGAGGGAAUACUUGGUGCUCAAGUAAAACUCAUGCUAAGAAUCUAGUUUUGGUGAAAUGUUCUUGUUUUUAGCAAAUUACAGUCUUCUAUUUUCGUACAUGUGUACAUUAAAUGUUGUGUUGAUCUGAUGGU